GCAGGUGGGCUAUGGUUGCUUGGAGAGUGCAUCCGGCCCGGUACUUGUGAUCGGAGGAGAGCCGGAUCGUCCUUCCUUGAACCCUCUGGGUAGGGCUGUGCUGAGGGGCUGGGCGGGGAGCACAGGCCGUGUCCGCUCGCUUGCACCUUUUCAGACUGCCGUGUCAGGCCUCGAGCCGGGCCCACCUGGAGCCCUCCCCUGCCCACCCGCCCCCAGCGCCCGAUAUCCGCCCCCGGCCCAGAAGGGCCGGGCUCGGUCAUCCCCAGUCCCGUCGCGGCCACUGACCCUUGAGAUCAGCCCUCCCCUCCCCACCUUCCCGUCCCAGGCCAGCCCAGGGCCCGAAGCCCACCCACUCGCGUCUCUAGCAGCCGCUCUUGUCCUCUGGGUACGGCUCGCGGGAGUGUUGGUUACCAUGGUGAAGCUGGCAGCCAAAUGCAUCCUGGCAGGAGACCCAGCAGUGGGCAAGACCGCCCUGGCACAGAUCUUCCGCAGUGAUGGAGCCCAUUUCCAGAAAAGCUACACCCUGACAACAGGAAUGGAUUUGGUGGUGAAGACAGUGCCAGUUCCUGACACGGGAGACAGUGUGGAACUCUUCAUUUUUGACUCUGCUGGCAAGGAGCUGUUUUCGGAAAUGCUGGAUAAAUUGUGGGAGAGUCCCAAUGUCUUAUGUCUCGUCUAUGAUGUGACCAAUGAAGAAUCCUUCAACAACUGCAGCAAGUGGCUGGAGAAGGCUCGGUCACAGGCUCCAGGCAUCUCUCUCCCAGGUGUUUUAGUUGGGAACAAGACAGACCUGGCCGGCAGACGAGCAGUGGACUCAGCUGAGGCCCGGGCAUGGGCGCUGGGCCAGGGCCUGGAAUGUUUUGAAACAUCCGUGAAAGAGAUGGAAAACUUCGAAGCCCCUUUCCACUGCCUUGCCAAGCAGUUCCACCAGCUGUACCGGGAGAAGGUGGAGGUUUUCCGGGCCCUGGCAUGACGAGCUGGAGCAGAUCGUGCUGCACAACCGGAGAAGACAGAAUUACCUCUGCUCUUUUAAUAUAUAAUGAUGGCUUUAAAUAAAAUUAGGAGAAAAUGUC
This is a messenger RNA of Homo sapiens (human), 1073 nucleotides long. It is a transcript of the gene IFT27, whose product is annotated as intraflagellar transport 27. Gene Ontology annotation, biological process: smoothened signaling pathway; intraciliary transport; intracellular protein transport. NCBI's taxonomy places the organism in Eukaryota, Metazoa, Chordata, Mammalia, Primates, Hominidae. Gene Ontology annotation, molecular function: GTP binding; GTPase activity. The transcript is spliced from 7 exons. Gene Ontology annotation, cellular component: nucleus; cilium; centrosome. The record is from RefSeq and is marked reviewed. Bases 413 to 973 code for a protein of 186 amino acids.